Scomber scombrus (Atlantic mackerel) is the source of this 5919-nucleotide messenger RNA. RefSeq names its product kinase D-interacting substrate 220a (gene kidins220a). NCBI's taxonomy places the organism in Eukaryota, Metazoa, Chordata, Actinopteri, Scombriformes, Scombridae. The transcript has 31 exons. The coding region runs from base 159 to 5273 and encodes 1704 amino acids. The record is from RefSeq and is a predicted model, not a curated record. Gene Ontology annotation, molecular function: protein binding.
GGUUAACGUUGUUCUGUGAAACACACAGAAAGAAAGCAGAAGACACAGCAUGACGUGAAAAAAGUGUGUUUUUGGCAGGACUUUCCAAACCGGGAUCAAACUCUAAACAUUUUCAAAGCAGCUGAGCCUGGUGGUGUACAGGUAGUUAGCAUUCAGCCAUGGAUACCACCACUUCCCUGAAGAUGACCUCUCUGGCCAUCCAGAGUCUGUUCAGCUACGUGGAGGAGGAGAACCUGGCUGCCAUCAAAGCGCAUUUGGACAAGUUCAAAGAUGUGGACAGCAGGAGCGACAAUGGACAGACUCCCCUGAUGGUGGCGGCAGAACAGGGCAAUCUGGAGAUAGUCCAAGAGCUCAUCAGGAGAGGAGCCAACGUUAACUUUGACGAUGUUGACUGCUGGACGGCGUUGAUCUCAGCAGCUAAGGAGGGCCACAUCGAGGUGGUGAGGGAACUGCUGGAAAACAAUGCCAACCUGGAACACCGAGACAUGGGAGGCUGGACUGCUCUCAUGUGGGCCGCCUACAAAGGUCGUACAGAUGUGGCGCAGAUGCUCAUGGAAAAAGGAGCUAACCCUAAUAUCACUGGCCAGUACAGCGUCUACCCCAUUAUCUGGGCGGCAGGACGAGGCCACGCUGAGAUUGUCCAUCUCCUGCUGCAGCACGGCGCCAAGGUCAACUGCUCAGAUAAGUAUGGAACCACCCCUCUGAUCUGGGCAUCCAGAAAAGGUCACUAUGAAAGUGUGAUUCACCUUCUAGCCAAUGGAGCUGAUGUGGACCAGGAAGGAGCAAACUCAAUGACAGCUCUGAUCGUGGCGGUGAAAGGUGGCUACACAAAAGUUGUCAAGGAGCUGCUGAAGAGGAACCCGAACGUCAACAUGACAGACAAGGAUGGCAACACAGCCCUGGCCAUCGCUGCCAAGGAGGGACACACAGAGAUUGUACAGGACCUCCUGGAUGCUGGCACUUAUGUCAAUGUUCCAGACAGGACUGGGGAGACAAUGCUGAUUGGAGCAGUGAGAGGAGGUCAUGUGGAGAUAGUCCGAGCUCUGCUAAACAAAUAUGCUGAUAUUGACGUCAGGGGCCAGGAUGGAAAGACUGCCCUCUACUGGGCUGUGGAGAAAGGUAAUGCUACCAUGGUGAGGGACAUCCUGCAGUGUAACCCUGAUACUGAGAGCUGCACCAAGGAGGGCGAGACCCCACUUAUCAAAGCCACAAAAAUGAGGAACAUAGAGAUAGUGGAGCUGCUGCUGGAUAAAGGGGCCAGAGUGUCUGCUGUGGACAAGAAAGGUGACACUCCGCUACACAUUGCCAUCAGAGGGAGGAGCCGAAAGCUAGCCGAGCUGCUGUUGAGGAACCCUAAAGAUGGCCGCCUGCUGUACCGCCCUAACAAGGCUGGAGAGACACCGUACAACAUAGACUGUACCCACCAGAAAAGCAUCCUCACACAGAUAUUUGGAGCCAAGCAUCUUUCCCCCUCUGAGUCAGAUGGGGACAUGUUGGGUUAUGACCUGUAUAGCAGUGCUCUCGCAGACAUCCUGAGCGAGCCCACCAUGCAGCCACCCAUCUGUGUUGGUCUGUACGCUCAGUGGGGCAGCGGCAAAUCUUUCCUUCUUAAGAAGCUGGAGGAUGAGAUGAAAACAUUUGCGGGCCAGCAGAUAGAGCCAUUGUUCCAGUUCUCCUGGCUGGUGGUCUUCCUCACUCUGCUGCUGUGCGGCUCAGUGGCUGUGGUCCUGGGCUUUACUGUUGAUCCCAAGCUGGCUAUCGCCGUUUCCCUCAGCCUCCUCGCCUUGCUCUACAUCUUCUUUGUGUUGGUGUACUUUGGAAGCCGGCGUGAGAGGGAGAGCUGGAACUGGGCAUGGGUCAUCAGCACCCGUCUGGCCCGUCAAGUUGGCUACCUGGAGCUCCUGCUCAAACUGAUGUUUGUCAACCCCCCUGAACUUCCCGAGCAAACCACCCGUGCACUGCCCGUUAGGUUCUUGUUCACGGAUUAUAAUCGUCUAUCCAGCGUUGGAGGGGAGACGUCUAUGGCAGAGAUGAUUGCCACGCUCUCAGAUGCCUGUGAGAGGGAGUUUGGCUUCAUGGCCACCAGGCUGUUCAGGGUUUUCAAGAAUGAUGAGAUUCAAGGUAAGAAGUGGAAGAAAACAUGUUGUGUUCCCUCUUUCGUCCUGUUUGCCUUGACGCUGGGCUGCCUGAUCACUGGUAUGGCCCUGCUGGCUAUCUUUAAGGUGGACCCUGGGAACCUGACAGUGAAUGCAGUGCUAAUAGCCAUGGCCAGUGUGGUGGGCCUGGCCUUACUGCUCAACGUUAGAACUUGGUGGCAGGUUGCGGACUCUGUUCUCAACUCCCAGAGGAAACGCCUCCAUAGUGCUGCCAACAACUUGCACAAACUCAAGAGUGAAGGAUUUAUGAAGGUUCUGAAACAUGAGGUGGAGCUAAUGUCAAAGAUGGCGAAGACCAUCGAUGGCUUCACCCAGAACCAGACGCGAAUGACCGUCAUCAUCGACGGGCUGGACGCCUGUGAACAGGACAAAGUUCUACAGAUGCUGGACACGGUGAGAGUACUCUUCUCCAAAGGCCCAUUUAUCUCCAUCUUUGCGAGUGAUCCGCAUAUUAUCAUUAAAGCUAUCAACCAGAACCUUAACAGUGUGCUAAGAGACUCCAACAUCAACGGCCAUGACUACAUGAGAAACAUAGUCCACCUGCCGGUAUUCCUCAACAGCACAGGCCUCAGUACAGCCAAGAAGCUCUGCACAGCAGCCCCAACCAACGGAGACGCAUUGCCUGCUGAGGGAUGGCAUGAAGACUUAGACAGGAAGAUGUCUCAGACUAGCUUGGGCCAGGAUCAGGCCAAGUUUGGCAGCAAGAGCGCCCUCAACCGCAGGGACACAUACCGGCGCCGCCAGAUGCAGAGAACCAUCACCAGACAGAUGUCCUUCGACCUGACCAAGCUGCUGGUGACCGAGGACUGGUUCAGUGACAUCAGCCCACAGACCAUGAGGAGGCUGCUGAAUAUCGUUUCUAUUACAGGUCGUCUGUUGCGAGCCAAUCACGUGAUCUUCAACUGGGAUCGUCUGGCAUCGUGGAUCAACCUGACAGAGGAGUGGCCUUACAGGACUUCAUGGAUCAUCCUCUUUUUGGAAGAGACUGACGGAGUGUCUGACCAGGUCACUCUCAAAACCAUCUAUGAGAGACUCUCCAAGAACAUCCCCACCACCAAAGACGUGGAGCCGCUGUUGGAGAUCGACGGAGACAUCCGCAGCUUUGAGGUGUUCCUCUCCUCCAGGACACCCGUCCUCACUGCCAGAGAUGUGGAGAUGUUCCUGCCCUGCACCGUCAACCUGGACCCCAAACUCAGGGAGAUUAUUGCAGAUGUGCGUGCGGCCAGGGAGCAGAUGCACAUGGGAGGAGUGACCUAUCCCACGCUGCCCCUGCAAGAGGCAGUGCCCCGUCCACAGUCAGGUUAUGGCCAACACAGUGUUGCCUGCUCGCCGGCAGGCUCCUUCACCGGAUCCCUGCCUCCUCAGCCCCACAGUGCCUACUUCAGCGGGAUGACUGGCCCACAGCAUCCCUUCUAUAACCGGCCUUAUUUCCCCCAUCAUGUGUAUCACCUGCCAAGGCAUUACUCCCACCAUGCCCCCUCAUCCUUGCGUCCCUCCAUUAAACCACCUGGUCAACUUAAGGACAGCACCAAUGGACUUGGCUCUCCUGCAGUCCUGCUCAGUUCUAUGAACACAGAUGCAGUGUGUGAGCGUCUCAAACAGAUGGAUGGAAUUGACCCCAACAUGCUGUCUCAGUAUACCGCCACCAUCAAGAAGGCGAAUAUAAAUGGACGGGUGUUGUCUCAGUGCAACCUGGACGAGCUGAAGAAAGAGAUGGAGAUGAACUUUGGCGACUGGCAGCUCUUCAGGGGAAUGGUGAUGGAACAACGGCAUUCUGAAAGCCAGGCUCUGCUUCAGGAUGAGUCCCGAGCUGCUAGCGAGCAGGGCAGCAGCAUGCACCACGGGGAGCCCAGCAGACGCUCAGGGGGAGCCCAGCAUGAAGCGGGGGCCUUUAGCCUCAGCCUCAGCUUUGAAGAGCUGUGUGGGGCAGGGACAGAAGAGCCUCCGAGAUUCAACAACCACUCACACUGGCCGGUGACAAAUCAUCGCACCUCAAGCAUGUCCAGCCUCAACUCCCAGGAAUCCUCUAAUGACAUCUGCAAACUGACAGACAAGCAGCAGGCUGAGUAUCGUGAUGCCUACAGGGAGUACAUCGCUCAGAUGGCCCAGGUGGAGAUGUCCGGCAGCGGGGGGGAGAGGCCCGUGCAGCCCCACCCUGGACAAUUCCUCCAGGCUGGCAGCUCAGAGGACAAAGGGGCCAAGGAAGGGUCUGACCAAGACAGCCGCAAGUCAUUCACCAAGAGAGGCUCCAAGACUAGCGAUGCCACAGACUUCCCCUCAGGAGCCGAUGCCCAGCUCCUAGACCCCAUCAGUGAGGAGGAUGAGAAGCUGGACCACAGCUCAUCCUCCAGGACUCCGGGCUCCAGGAAGAAAGAUGCCGGGUCUUGCUAUCACAAGCUGCCCAGCGAUGAAGAUUCAGGCCCGGAAGAAGCUGAUAACACCACACCUCUACUCCCCAAAGAGGCAAGAGCUGGUGCUGCGUCCUCUCAUAGAGCCUCCCAGCCUAGUGGGCUGCUGACCAAGCCUGGCUUCCUCAACGAAAUCCUCCUGGAUAAGAAGGACUCGUCCAACUCAGGGUUGCGCUCCAGUAACAGCUCGUCAGUCCACUCCUUGGAGGAGGCUGAAGGAGACGCCGUAAGAGGGAAAGAAGCACUGAAGCCCAGCCUGAUUGAACUGGAGCUGGAGGGCCUGGUGAAGAAGAGAGGCCUCCUCCCCAGCAGCCUGAACGGUCUGCAGGACACCACAGUGGCCCGCAUGUCCAUCUGCUCCGAGGCUCCGUCCGAGGCCAGCCUGAUGGCCAGCAGCCCCGAUGAGGGGUGGCCGUCCAGCGGGGUCAGCAACCUCAACCGGACCGAGAGCAACACCACCCUCAAUAACAACAGCAACAGCCUGAGCGACAACACCAUCACCAACUCCAACACCAACAACAGCCAUCAACAGCAGGCUCACAUCGCAAGCACAGAGUCCACCACCUCCUCCUCCGGCAUCAUCGACUCGCCAGCUGUCAUCAUCACCCCCGGCAGCAGCAACACUGCCAACACCACGACUGCCACCGUCCAUCACAACCAGAACCUGCGCACCAUCAGCCUGGGAGAUGAGAGGGAGAGUGUCCUCUAAAGAAAGCCAUAUGUGGUCUGUUGCUCGGAGAGGGUUCAUGUAGGAUGUUGUUCUUAAUGUUGUCGGUUGAUGUAAUAAUACUGUUGAUGUUGUGAUGUGUGCCAAAGAAGCAGAUUAUACUUUAUCUGUGUUGGACUGUUAGGAGGAAAAAGUAGGAAGUGUUGCUGUGAAUCAAAAGGUAAAGCGUCCAAAAAGAUUUAGUUACUCGACUAGUAUAAAAAAAAACUGAUGCAUUCAUAAAUACAUUAAAUGCAUACAUUUGCGAUCCAGUUUAUUUGGAUAGUUACUGAUUUCUUUCUCAUGGGAAUGUGGUGCUGUUAUAUGGAAAUGGUGUGUUUUGUGAUGGAAUGUUACAUGUUACAGAAAAAAAAGUGUUGGCUCAGAAAAUGUAGCUACAACUGAAAAAGUUAAGUAAUGUUACCGAAGCCUCUCGUCUCCAAAGCGUUGUGUGCGGUGCCGUGUUUGGUAGUUCAAACAUUUCCACUAGAUGGAAAUAUAGACAGAGGUGCAGUUUGUUGUCGACAGUGUCUGUGAUAGAGGACGUUUUUGCAUGCACUGCUAGUCUCCAAAGUGAUGUUUAUCUUUUCAAAGUGACUUGUGAAGCUAUGUUUUGUGAAUCAAUAAACAUUUUUGGCUAUGUGGACCC